Ochotona curzoniae (black-lipped pika) is the source of this 4633-nucleotide messenger RNA. It is a transcript of the gene RNF144A, whose product is annotated as ring finger protein 144A. The record is from RefSeq and is a predicted model, not a curated record. The transcript has 8 exons. Gene Ontology annotation, molecular function: zinc ion binding; ubiquitin conjugating enzyme binding; ubiquitin protein ligase activity. Bases 115 to 1017 code for a protein of 300 amino acids. Gene Ontology annotation, biological process: protein polyubiquitination; ubiquitin-dependent protein catabolic process; positive regulation of proteasomal ubiquitin-dependent protein catabolic process. Gene Ontology annotation, cellular component: Golgi apparatus; cytoplasm; ubiquitin ligase complex. Lineage: Eukaryota; Metazoa; Chordata; Mammalia; Lagomorpha; Ochotonidae.
ACCGGGCACCGGGCACCUCGCAGCUGCAGCCGUCGGAGCCGCGCACCGCGGCCGAGCAGGGCGCACCGCGGCCGAGCAGGGAGCCCCGGCCGCGCGGGACCAGACUGCUCUGCGAUGACCACAGCAAGGUACCGGCCCACCUGGGACCUGGCCCUCGACCCGCUGGUGUCCUGCAAACUGUGCCUGGGGGAGUACCCCGUGGAGCAGAUGACGACCAUCGCUCAGUGCCAGUGCAUCUUCUGUACUCUGGUUGGUUCCCUGGAGGAGGCCUGUUGCCUGAAACAGUAUGUGGAGCUCUUGAUCAAAGAAGGGUUAGAAACUGCAAUCAGCUGCCCAGAUGCUGCCUGCCCCAAACAGGGCCACCUGCAGGAGAAUGAGAUUGAAUGCAUGGUUGCAGCUGAAAUUAUGCAAAGAUACAAAAAGCUACAAUUUGAAAGAGAGGUGCUGUUUGACCCCUGUCGUACAUGGUGCCCAGCAUCUACCUGCCAGGCUGUGUGCCAGCUCCAGGACCUGGGACUGCAGACCCCCCAGCUCGUUCAGUGCAAGGCCUGCGACAUGGAGUUCUGCUCAGCCUGCAAAGCCCGCUGGCACCCUGGCCAAGGCUGUCCAGAGACCAUGCCCAUCACCUUCCUCCCUGGAGAGAGCAGUGCCACGUUCAAGCUGGGAGAGGAUGACGCAUCCAUCAAGCGCUGCCCCAAGUGCAAAGUCUACAUCGAGCGUGAUGAAGGGUGUGCUCAGAUGAUGUGCAAGAACUGCAAGCACGCCUUCUGCUGGUACUGCCUGGAGUCCCUGGAUGACGACUUCCUCCUGAUCCAUUACGACAAGGGACCCUGCCGCAACAAGCUGGGCCAUUCACGCGCCUCUGUGAUCUGGCAUCGGACCCAGGUCGUGGGCAUUUUUGCUGGAUUCGGCCUCCUGCUCUUGGUGGCCUCCCCUUUCCUGCUCCUGGCCACUCCUUUUGUACUUUGCUGCAAGUGCAAGUGUAGUAAAGGCGACGAUGACCCAUUACCCACCUAGAGGAAGACACAUUGCUGGACAAGACCCCACCUCCAGGAAGCGUGGCCCUCCCUGCCCCGCCGCCCCCUACUCACUAAACAUCUCUCUUGCCUUAUGUGCCCCAUUGAGCUUCACAGGGUCGGGCCAGUGACUUGUGUCGGAACCUCACCAUGGGGAAGACAAGGCAGGCGUGGGGAGGGCAGGUCCCCACAGUUGGUCUCUGCAGACCUGGUGUUGUGGGGGCUGUGGAAACAGAUGGGUCAGGUUUCCACUGUAGCAAGAACCUGGGGACAUCGGUGGGGUCUGAGAGUCCUUCUUGAACAAACGGCUAUCCGUCUCCUCCUUGGCUUUGAGAAGGCGCUGUGUCGUUGGGAGAAGUCUUGGAAGGUUUCACUUCUCUGCAGACAGAGUCUGAUUCUUCGGGCAUGAGAGAAGCACUCUGUUUAUGACAACUUUUUUUAUUAUUAUAAUUACUAAUGGCAUUUAGUAAAAUCCUUUUUAGAAGGCAUUUUUCCUUUCCAACUGAGUAGUGAAAAUCAAUAAGGUGCAUAUAAACCAUCCUAGGCCUUUCUUGAAACGUGCGUUCUCAGAAGUUAAAAUUCAGUGACUUUUCUGGCACAGUCACUUUCAGGAGGUUGAGGAAGCCUUACGCGGUUCGCUGGAAGCUGGCUGUGACUGUUUUUUAAGAGCUGUGAGCUGUGCACUGUCAGGUUGUGGUUCCCAUGUUGUUGCGUUGCUUGAUGGCGCCGAUGGGUUUGAAGGACUGUCCCCUUAGAUCAGCCCGUGCUAUCUCAUCUUUCGGGUGAUUCAACUUGGGGUCCCUCCUGUUCUCACCCAGGUAGCAGCACGCCCCUUCCAAUAUCUCCAAACCAAAUGUUUUUCUAGGGCAUUGUUCUCCGUGGAACUGGAGUGCUUUCUUCAGCCCCAGGCUCCAAGAAGACAGAAGAAAAUCAAGCCAGUUGCCUCCACAAGAGGGCGUCCUUGCAGGGCUGCAAGUCCCAGGGCUUUGGGGGAGCUUCUUGGAUCUUUAUGCUUUCUCAUUACUUUGACAUGUGCACAUCUUGCACAGCUGCAGGUCCUGUUGCUAACAACCAUGCUUGUCCUUGCUGGAAAUGAGCUAACUUACCCUUUACCUCCCCUUGGAUGUGAAGAUUCUGCCAUUGGUCGCUGUAGGGCUGUAGGUGAUGGUUUCCACGGCAGCAAGGUGUGCCAGUCAGGAAGCAGGUGCACAUUUCUUCCAUCCUCUUGACGCAAAGCAGAGAAAGUACGGAACAAACUUGCAAAGUCACUCGUGCUUGGGAGGGGCAAAAGGCAAAUGCUUCUGAUUGAUUAGGUGGAAUUGUAAGAUUUAUGCAGCAUCCUACAGAGAAGCCUGCCAGGAACAGAAUUCCCUUCUGGCUGUUAUUUUGGUCAUAGCAAGCACAGGUUAUUUUGUGUGUGUGACUUCUACCUGGGCAAGGUCCAACACUCCCUCCUUGACCUUGAACAGGUGAGAGGAAACGACAGUGCACCCCUCCUCACUGCGAGUGUUGAUGCUUUUCUGUGACAGAUGAAGCCAUGGACCAGUUCAGCUGGUAUCAGAGCCGUGUUCAGAAUUGUCUGGUAACUGCCCUGGACAAGUUCAGGAACCGAGAGCCUGCUGGGACCGUCUUCCUUGAUGCCCUGGCGGUGGGUCUCUGUCGUGUGAGACAUGAUGGUAGAUACAGUGGCGGCUCUGGAAGAGGAGUGAGAGUUGUGAGUCAGUGGCCAGCUUGUGUGGCUGCAGCUGCAGCUUGGGCCCUCUGAAGUGCCAGUCCAAGUUGGCAGGCCUGAGGCUGUUCCUAGUCCUUCCUGCCUGGUGUAGUUGGGUCAUCAGUGGUGCCCUUCCUUUGAGGGGUGGGCAAACCAGGGCCUUUGGAAAGGCUGCAUCAGGGUGGGUGAUGGUUCACACCCUGUUUUUCUUAGGAGGACAGGAUGUUCUUCCCUCUCAGAGCUAUUUCUGACCCGAUCACGUACGUCUGUAGCCCCAAACAUCCUUGUGCCUUCAGCUCCCCUGUAUUUUGUAAGUGUGUGGUUUGAUCCUUGUAGUGACCAAGCCUGUGGGGCCAGCCAGGGACAAUCAGAUUAGCACCUUCCUGCUUGGAGCCUUUGUCGCAAGCACGCCUUGGUCCGCUUUAGUAAUAAAACGAGAGCUCAUGUUUCCCUCCCCCGUGACUCCUGUCCUGAGCGAGGAAGCCAGACUCGAUGUGAGUGGUCACACACACUCGAUGCCAAGUCUCCAUGGAGGAGAUGGCCCUGGAUUUGAACUUCACUGCUCCUCUGCCGUCCACACUGGGUGCUCGGCGUGCAGCGGACAAGCGUUCCUGCGACACAGCAGUUUGUCUUCAGUGAACAGUGCAGUCAAGUGUGCAUGCAGCUUGCACUAGCUCCGUGGAUGCAUACCGUGUUACUCCUCAGGAGGCCCCUGCGCUCUGGAGUGGGGCCAGGCCGUGGCUCUCCUCCUGGGAGCGUCCUUGACAGCAGGUCCGCUGAGGUGUGUGGGCAACUGGCAGCGUGGGGGGGCUGUGCUGGCUGCUGUGAUCCCUGCAUCGGGCUCUGCCGUGGACCCCCAGAGUGGGGUCCCUGUACAUGUCCAUGUAGCAGAGGCGGGCUUCGCAGCGAGUCCUCAGUUGCAGGCCAGUUCCUCCUCCACUCCCAGCAGUCCCUGCAAACUGCUUAAUGGGCACCUGCCUCUCCGGGCACCUUUCGAAAGGAGAAGGCCUGCUGUUUUUUAGAUGGUUCUAUAAAACCAGUUUAGCAGCCAGCUCAAUUCCUGACUCGUGCCCAGGGCCCAGGGCAUGACUGUCACAGAGACAGCAAGACGAGUUUAUCUUUCUUCCUUAGCUGACAAAAUUCGAAAGCUUUCUUUCUAACAUAUUAGAAGAAGAAAUAUAUCUUUAGCAGCCAGGGGUUGGAAGGAGUUGGGGUGGACUUUUUAAUAUUUCUUAGAUUUUCUUCUAUGAAUAGAAUCUGUAAAUGACAAUGGAGUCGCCAGUGGAGCAGCGUUUCACAGAUCUAACACUGCAGGAAGGUCUGUUAGAGAUACCAAAGCUUGUCUAUUUCUUAGCAUUUACCCAAACCCCAGGAAAGCAGCAAAGCGAAGAGACCUGCGUUCAACACAUCGCUGACGCUUCCCGACCUGGCAAGCUUGCUGUCUCGGUUCUCAUGCCCCGAGGUCUCCCCGCCUCCGAUUUGUGCAGUCGUCUUCCACGAUUCCAGGGACCGUGACGGGCCUCCCAUGAGGGGCCACUCUGUGCCACAUGCCUGACCUUUCCGUCCUCCUCGGCUCACAUGACCGUGGGUGAAUGUCAGUCUUGCAUCAACUCCACACGGAUGACUUAUGCACAUGGAUGCAUUAUGUAUGUGACAAGUGAUGGUCGAGCAAACACAAGGCACUUUGUGUCUCUGCGGCGUCGUACGUCAUGUGCCACGAACACUGUGAUGUAUACACGAGCUGUCUGGAUGCCUUCUCAUGCUGUGUUUUGUACUUGGGAACCCUGAUGUAAUUCCAAUACAUAUUUUACAUGUAUUGUGUUUUCUGUGGUCCACCUCCUCACCCUUCAGAAGGGGGUGUCUUUUUCAAGAUAUUUUGGCUGGAAUACAGGUGACUUUUGUAACA